UUACUUAUGUAAUAAUUGUGUACAUACUGUAAUGGUUUUUGUAAUAAUCAAGAAAUAUGUUUGAUUAAUUUUUGUGUGAUUUUAUUGAUUGUUUAAAACAAAAAAAAUUUAAGAUUAAAAAAUGCACGGAGAUAAACAAUUUCGGUUAAAUUUCAAAAUACCAAUAAUUAUUACAUUAAUAAUUAUUAAUUUAACUUUGUUUCAAUGUCAAUCAAAUGACAAUGGUUUAUCAGAAAAAUUUACAGCGGAUGAAUGCCCGGAAUCAAAUAAAAGACAUUUAGCGCCAACAAAUGGUUUAAACGAUUCAGUAUUGAAUAGCGACGUAGAAGAUGACCAAAAUACCGAUCCAAGAGAAUUAAUGUUCUUAUAUGAAUCAUUAAAGUUAAACCACUCAUCGUUUAUUAAUAAUAAACGCAUCCUUAUAUCCAUGCAAAUGGAUACAAUUAAAGAAAUUAUUGGUUCAAUAGUGGACAAAGAGAAUACUACACAGACAGGCGAAGAUGAACCACAAACACAAUCAUCUCGAGUCAAAUGUAAUAUUACAAAAGAAAAAUUAGACAAUUUACAAAAAGAAAUUAAAGCCAUACUAACAAACACUACUGCAGGCGAAAAUAACGGCGGUAGUAAAUGUACGCUUGAUUUUGAUGACACCAAUAAUUGUAAUAAUGUCAUGAAAACCAUACAAUGUGGCUUCGAUCAUAUUAGAAAUGCUUUUCUUGAUGCAUUGACAAAUGAAGGUUCCGCCAAAGAAUUUGCUCAACUGAAAAAUGCAUAUGAUAAACUAAAAGAUGAAUUUGAAAAAGAAAAAGAAGAUUUAAAACAAUCAUUGUCACAAGAUUAUCAAUUAAAAUUAGACCAAUUAACAAAAAUAAUGCAGGAUUUAGGAAGUAAGUUAAAUCAGGCACUAGAAAAAUUAGAAAAAAAUACAGGUGAUUUAUGCGUAAUAGAAAUUGUUGGAGGUAUAAUAACAGAAGCUGUUGACCAUUUUAAGCAAUUAACAUUAACAUCAAUGUCCGAAAUUGUUACAAGAGCUUAUAAUUUUAAUAAAAAAUCAAGCCCCGAAGAGCUAAACAGAGUCGCAUACAUAGCCGAAUUUCUUGCACGAUUACCCGAAAAAGGAAAAGCUGAUGCUUUGAAAACAUUUUUUAAACGAAUGAAAGAAAUGAAACAUUUAAACAGUGUUAGAGUUUUAAUUCUUAACUACAGUUAUAUAAAAUCUGAAUUUUCCGAUUCUGAAAUAACCAAAGAAAUUGAACCACUGAUAGAUCGAUAUGUAGCCGAUUUUAUAGAUGUUAUAAGUUAUAAUCGAAAAAACUCUGUAUUUAGUCAAUUUAUAAAUCUAUAUUGUGGUAACUUUUUUAAUGCUUAUUCUCACAAAAUAUAUGAUAGUGCACUCAUUCGAGAUAAUCCUAAGGAAAGAGUUCUAUUCAAAAAUAUUAUUGAUAGUAUUAAUAAUUUCCCAUACUAUGAUCAAACUGUUGACGGAUUGUCACACGUCAAUGAUUUUAUGGUUAAACGAAAACUAGAAAAUCAUAACACUUUGAAACUGAUUUACUAUGUUAACGAAUUAACGACUAAACUUGAAAAAAAAGAAAAAACCAAAUUGGUCGCAAGUUUAAUUAAAAAACUUGAAAAUAUUAUCGAAAAACUACCAGGACAUGCGGUCAAUAUCGUCUCAAAAGUGAAUCGUAUCAAUGUAAACUGUCAGAUUAAAAAUAGAGCGUAUCCAGAUGAAUAUUUAGAAGUCGACACAUUUAGAAUGGACCUUGUCAAACGAAAAUCCUUCCUUUGGAGAUUAAAUUUUCCACCAACCGGCUAUGGUAGGACUGGAAGUAGAUGGAGACUCGAAAGUACAAAUAAUUUUGACUCUUUUACGAUAAAACACGUGGGACAUGACGAAUAUUUGUAUGGAGUUAAUAACACGGACGCAAAAGCAGAUAUUCGUCCAAUUUGUACUUGGAAACAUCAGGAUCCAAUUGCUGAACAAGCCUAUUGGGAAUUUGCACCUCGAAAUGAAGGCCAAUAUUUUACUUUGAGAAAUGUUUUCUAUCAAGAAUAUUUGUAUGCGCAUGAAGCACCUUCUAGGGACAAUAAAAGUCGGGAUGUGUUUUGUUAUAGAUAUGGAAAACCAGGAGGAGAUAUGUGGAAGGCAAGUUAUUGGGAAAUAAUAUGUUAUUAGUACGGAAGAGUGUUGUACCUAUAACAACUUACUUUUUUUUAAAUUGUUUAAUAUGUAUUUAAAAAUAUUA
This is a messenger RNA of Chrysoperla carnea, 2249 nucleotides long. RefSeq lists its product as uncharacterized. The record is from RefSeq and is a predicted model, not a curated record. NCBI's taxonomy places the organism in Eukaryota, Metazoa, Arthropoda, Insecta, Neuroptera, Chrysopidae. The transcript is spliced from 2 exons. Bases 122 to 2179 code for a protein of 685 amino acids.